CGGGUCCAACGCGCAUGACACACUGACGGAUCAAUCGCGCCGCGAGCCAUGUAAAACAAAUAUUUUGAUAAAUAAUCAGUUGUGGGCUACUUACGUACACUAUUUAUGAAUUAAAAUCCAGACAUUUGUGGAUAUAACAGUCAUUUGAUACUGUUUCCAAUUUCUAUUUUACUAUAAUGUCUCAGUUUUAUUUGUAAUCUUGUGUUUUUUCAUUCCAAAGACAAAUUGAAUCCAACAAGUGAUAAGUGGUUAGGUUUUAAUAUUUAUAGUAACGCAACAUGAAACAUUAUCUAGGUAAUGUUAUCAUAAAGGAGUAAUAAAUCUUUAACAAAUAUUACGCUCGAGCAGUGUCAAUAAUUCCCUACACUGCGAUUGUUGUGUUUUCAUCAUUGUAUCGGAAGAAAAGUGUGUCUACUUUUUAAUAAAAAAAAAUGACUACAAUCGAAGAAAAAAAGUCAAUCAGCCGAUCACGAGUUAUAUUGUCCCAGGUACUAGCAUGUCUCGCACUCGACUUCUUAUUGAUUGGGCUGGGCCUGUCCAUCAGUUUCGUUACAAUGGUGUUACCUGAGGUACUUGACGCUAAAGAAGGACUUUCAAUCACUAAAAAACAGGCAUCAUGGUUCGGCAGUAUGGCGUUUCUGUGUCAGCCACUUGGCAGCAUAUUCUCAGGACCACUUCUCGACCACUUCGGUCGCAAGAAGGCGCUGUUCCUGGUGAACAUACCUCACGUGGUUGCCUGGCUACUUAUGUACUACGCGUGGGAUGUACCAUCACUCUUCAUUGGAAAUGCCUUGCUCGGUAUAGGAACUGGGAUCAUGGAAGCCCCAUCCGUAACUUAUGUUGGUGAGAUAAGUGAUCCAUCAGUGCGAGGUAUCCUGACAACCCUGACGAAUGGGUUCACUUCGACGGGUAUGUUCGUUGCGUACCUGCUGGGGACAGUGCUACCGUGGAGACAGGCUGCGCUGGUAGCACUCACUGUACCACUGACUACCAUGGUGCUCGUUCUCUUUGUACCAGAGACUCCAAUAUGGCUGCUAUCGAAGGGCCGUCAAAAAGAAGCUCUCAAUUCCCUAUGUCGUCUCCGCGGCUGGGCAAAGCCAGAACACGUGAAAGAAGAAUUUGAUGAACUGAUACAAUACCACGAUGACUUACGACGAUGUGUGCUAUGUGCCAAAGAAGGAAAGAUCUUGGAACCAUGCGAACAUUACGACACAAGUCCUUUCAAGAAGAUUAUUUUGAAAAUAAAAUACAUAUUCUUCGUUAAAGAAACCAUGAAGCCGUUUAUGUUGGUGCUAGCGUACUUCUUCUUUUACACCAUGAGUGGAGCUGUGCCCGUGAGGCCUAACAUGGUAAACGUGUGCAGAGCCUUAGGAAUGAAAUAUGACCCCAAGAAUAUUGUUGUUAUCAUUGGCGCUCUCUUCAUAGUAACAAGCUUACUGUCAGCUGCUAUCGUCAAAUUUAUUGGGAAGAGGAAGCUGGUCGUCGGAUCCAUGUUGGGAACAGCUUGCUGUAGCAUGGCCAUCAGUAUCUACGCUCGUAUGAACCUUCCUCCCAGCGUCUUCUCCUACGAGAUCGACACGUUCACUGACAAGAAGGAACUCUUGCCUGUCAUCUUAUUCUUAUCACUGAUUUUCUUCAACGCACUUGGAAUCCCUUGGGUGCUCUUGUCCGAAGUUUUUCCAUUUCGGAGCCGCGGUAUCGCCACUGCCCUCGCAGCUGCAUCCAACUACAUCAUUUACUUCGGUGCAGCUAAAACUAACUACAAUAUUGAAUAUUCUUUCCAUCUAAGUGGAACAUUUGGUAUAUAUGCCAUAUUCGGUUUCAUAGGAACAAUAUACUUGUAUUUGUUCUUACCAGAAACUGAGAAGAAAACUUUAGCCGAAAUUGAAGCAUAUUACAAAAGUGAUAGAAAAAUAUUCGCUGAUGAUUUCUUAAUAAACGCUUUUAGGAAGAAGAAAGUCGUAAGCAGUGAUGCUGAUAAACCGAUGCUAGUCAAAACAAUUAAUUGAAAUUCUUAGAUAAACGAAUGUUAACGAUUUUAUAGAUGUUGCAUGAGUUCAACGUGAUACUGACCGACAUUAUAUUGAUAAUAUAGUCAUCAUUUGUCGACUGGGUUCUACUACAAGUGUUUCAACUAGAUUUUCUUCUUCUAAUUCAACUGAUCUGAUAUCAGUAAGAGUUGUACAGGUAUUAGUAUCAUUCAAAGUCGUAGAAAGACAUCAAUUAAAUAAGUAUACGUAAAAACAGAUAGUGUGUUUAGUUUAGAUGUUUGCUUUGGCAAAAUUGUUUCUUAUUCAAGAAAUUGCAUUGUUCGUUCGUAGUACUAAGUUGAUUUGUACAAAUAUGCUAAUAUGUAGUUUUUUGUAUUUAUUAAUAGUGUCCACUAUCCCAAAAUAUUCGUAUUUCGAAAAGAUAUUUUUUAUUAAAAAGACAUAUCGGUUAUAAAAUAUUCUUGUUAUCAUUUUUUCCUCGAUUUGUAUCAUUUUUACAUGACUACUUAUUAUAAUAAACAGCAUUUAUACUUCAUCAACAUUCCGCCACUUUUAAGUUAGUGUCCUUAACUGUUCUCAAAGUAAUAAGGCGAAAUAUUUUUGGGAUUAGUACAGAUCAAAUGCUUGCCAUUAUGUUUAAGAUUUAGGUAAAAUAUUGUAUUUACUAUUUACCUAUGUAUAUGUAUGUAGUACUAUGUAGUUAUAAUAACCAUGAAAGCCUCGGAUCGAGGCUGAUCGUGAUUUGUACGCCGUGGAUGCACGACAUUCACGUGUUACUGUAAAUACUGUUGCUCUAUAAAAUAAAUUGUUUUCAUUACCUUUCUCGUUUUGUU
This is a messenger RNA of Spodoptera litura, 2824 nucleotides long. RefSeq names its product facilitated trehalose transporter Tret1. Lineage: Eukaryota; Metazoa; Arthropoda; Insecta; Lepidoptera; Noctuidae. Gene Ontology annotation, cellular component: membrane. The record is from RefSeq and is a predicted model, not a curated record. Gene Ontology annotation, molecular function: transmembrane transporter activity. Gene Ontology annotation, biological process: transmembrane transport.